AUGGGUGAAUAUUACGGAAACCCACCGCCUUACAGCACAAAUCCGCCACCUUCAGAUCAGGCUUAUUAUUCACCGGGACCCGGCGGUGGAGGGUACGCCGCUGACUACCCGAACGCGUACAGUGCUCCUCCUCCUCAGGCAGCCGCAAAUGCUCCACCGAUUUCACCACAGCCUUCCACUCAGCCUCAGAGAAACUCUGGAGUGCCACAGCCACAACCAAACAGGAGUAGGAUGCAAAAGAAGAAAAAGCAACAGCAGCAACAACAACAACUUCUUCAACAACAGCAGCAGCAACAGCAGGCCAGGCCGAAAAUGCAACGACAACCCAGUGCACCAUCGGAAAUUAGUCUGUGCACAAAAUAUUCACUGUUCUUCGCAAAUUUUAUAUUUUGGGUGAGUAUUUUUGUUUCUUAA
Molecule: messenger RNA, 414 nt
Organism: Lytechinus pictus (painted urchin)
Lineage: Eukaryota; Metazoa; Echinodermata; Echinoidea; Temnopleuroida; Toxopneustidae
Product: probable serine/threonine-protein kinase samkC
Exons: 1
Coding region: 1-414 (137 amino acids)
Source: RefSeq, a predicted model, not a curated record